Molecule: messenger RNA, 704 nt
Organism: Drosophila navojoa
Lineage: Eukaryota; Metazoa; Arthropoda; Insecta; Diptera; Drosophilidae
Source: RefSeq, a predicted model, not a curated record
CGAGGUGGGCGACCACGUAUUGUCUUUUACAUUUGGCUGGGCGUCCGAUUGAGUAACUUGGCAUUGAUUACGACAAAAGACAAGAGGGGAAAACAGAUAUACAUAUGUACAUAUAUAUGUAUAGGGAUUGCAAAUCGGUGGACAAUACAUGCUGGACAAGCGCUAGCCGAAAUUUACACAAAUCAGUUGAAUUUCGAGUGGGCAACCGAGAGGAGCUGCGUCUUUAAAGGGUAGCGAUAUGUGGAAGUACGUGUUAAUUACAUUCGGAUUAGUGUGGCUGCAGCUGCUGCUGCUGGGCACGGAGGCGACGCUCCUGGAGGGGUUCGACUUCUCCAAUGUGGAUCUGGUCAAUUUUCAAUACUUCAAGAACUUGGACUCUCAAGAUCCACGCUAUGGCGCCCAAGCGAAUCCCAUUAUAGUGCACUUCCAGAAGAAGAAGGCCGUCUUGGAUUACAUCGAACGACUGUUCUUCGGCAAUUCGCCGUUCCAGCAACCAAGCGAAAUACCCUUCGAUCCGCACUUCGGCCGCAACUGGCGGCCAGUUUACGAGCGAAAAUUCGGGCGACGAGGCGAAAAUCUAAUUGCGGCGCUUGGCGCGGGCUACUCCUUGAGUCAGCUGCGACACUUUGGCGCGAUACCGCGCAACACGAUCUGAGACUUGAAGGAGUAAAUUAUUAAUUUAUUUAUGAAAUAAAUCGUAAGUU